Molecule: messenger RNA, 736 nt
Organism: Macadamia integrifolia
Lineage: Eukaryota; Viridiplantae; Streptophyta; Magnoliopsida; Proteales; Proteaceae
Product: MLP-like protein 423
Exons: 2
Coding region: 78-542 (154 amino acids)
Biological process (GO): defense response; abscisic acid-activated signaling pathway
Molecular function (GO): signaling receptor activity; abscisic acid binding; protein phosphatase inhibitor activity
Source: RefSeq, a predicted model, not a curated record
UCACUGAUUCAUCUCCAUCCACUAGUUCUCUUACUUGUAAACUCACUCCCCUUUUGCUUUGAACUCAAGAAGAUCAAAUGGGUUCCACUGGGAAGCUGGAAGUGGAGCUGGAAGUGAAGUCCAGUGCAGAUAAGUUCUGGGAAAGCAUAAGAGACUCCACUACCCUCUUCCCCAAGAUAUUCCCUACCCAUUACAAGAGCAUCCAAGUCCUUGAGGGAGAUGGCAAGGGGGUUGGCUCCAUCAGGCUCUUGACUUACUCUGAAGAGAUACCAGGGGUGAAGUUUUCAAAGGAAAGGAUUGAUGCAGUGGACGAGGCAGGGAAGGAGGUGGCUUAUGCUGUCAUUGAUGGAGAUGUUUCACAUUUCUAUAAGCAUUUCAAGGCCAAAUUGGUUGUCACCCCCAAGGGUGAAGGGAGCUUAGUGAAAUGGUCCUGUGAGUUUGAGAAAGCCAGUGGAGAUGUUCCUGAUCCACACCUUGUCCGAGACUUUGCUGUCCACAACUUCCGUGCAUUGGAUGACUACCUUCUCAAGGCCCAGGCUUAGUUAAUUUCAGAUUUAAAUGCUUGAUAUAUAUAUCAAUCUCUGAGGCCUAUUUACUACAUAAUACUACUAUCUGCUCACUAGUCCUUGACCCCUCAGAGGUCAGGGGCUCUGUGCUGCCUUUAUUGCCUAAUAAAUGUACUUCAUGCUUAUCAGUUGGAAGUUACUGCAUGGUAUGGUUAUUUGGAUUAUUUGGA